Eruca vesicaria subsp. sativa (arugula) is the source of this 2016-nucleotide messenger RNA. NCBI's taxonomy places the organism in Eukaryota, Viridiplantae, Streptophyta, Magnoliopsida, Brassicales, Brassicaceae. The record is from the annotation of a GenBank genome assembly.
AUGGCUUACUCGAGACCAGAAAACGAGUCUCCCUUCCUCUUCCCCAAAUGCGAAUCCUCUGUUUUACCGGACCCGUCACGUUUCUUCAGCAACCAUCUCCUCUCAACAAACCCUCUCCCUACUAAUUCAUUUUUCCAAAACUUCACUCUCGGCAAAGGCGACACCCCUGAGUACUUUCACCCUUACCUCAUCAAACCGGGGAAAUCCUCACUCUCCAUCUCCUACCCAACUCUGUUUCAAAACUCUGACUUCUUUUACCAACUUUUCAAAUCAGACAUCGUCAUCUCCGGUUCACACGUCCACCAAACUCAUCACAUCUCUUCGUAUAGCGAUCUUGGCGUGAAUCUUGAUUUCCCUUCCUCUAAUCUCAGAUUCUUCCUCGUCAGAGGAAGCCCUUUUAUCACAUUCACUGUCUCAUGUAACUCCUUUACAAUCUCAACAAGCCACGAGUUCGUGUCCUUUUCCGGAAACAGCUUAUCUACAAAGUACACAGCAAAGCUCAACAACAACCAAACUUGGUUGAUCUACGCCUCUUCCCCUAUUAACCUAACCAAACACGACAACUCCUCGAUCCGUUCUCCUGGCGAGUUUUCCGGUUUAAUCCGAAUCGCUGUCUUACCUAACUCCAAACCAGAUUUCGAACCGGUUCUCGACCGGUUCAGCCGCUCUUACCCAGUUUCAGGCCACGCGGAUUUCACAAAGCCAUUCACCUUAGAGUAUAAAUGGGAGAAGAGAGGCCACGGAGACCUCCUAAUGCUCGCGCAUCCUCUUCACCUCAAGCUCCUAACAAAAGACAACGAAACAGUCACAGUAAUGAAAAACAUCAAAUACAGAAGCAUCGAUGGAGACUUAACCGGCGUUAUCGGAGAUUCAUGGAUUCUUAAACCGGACUCUGUUCCAAUAACGUGGCACUCACUCAAAGGAGUGAAACAAGAUUCCUCACGCGAUGAGAUCAUCUCAGCUCUCAUCGAAGACGUUAUCGCAUUAAACUCUUCGUCUCCUGUCUCGGAUUGGACUUACCACUACGGGAAAGUGAUAGCGAGAGCAGCGAGGUUGGCUCUGAUCGCUGAAGAAGUCUCCUAUCUCCACGUGAUUCCAGCUAUCAGUGAAUACCUAAAAGACAUGAUAGAGCCGUGGCUAGACGGUACUUUUAAACCAAACUCGUUUGUGUACGAUUCUAAAUGGGGAGGCUUGAUCACCACGCAAGGAGCUAAAAAUGCACGAGAAGAUAACGGUUACGGGAUUUACAAUAACCACCAUUAUCAUCUAGGUUAUUUCAUCUACGCGAUUUCUGUGCUUGUUAAGAUCGAUCCUUUGUGGGGGAUGAGAUAUAGAUCUCAUGCUUACACUCUUUUGGCGGAUUACAUGACGUUGGGGAGGAGGAAGAAGAGAUGUGAUGGUUUUGAUUAUGUUUUCCCGCGUUUGAGGUGUUUUGAUUUUUAUAAACUGCAUUCUUGGGCGGGUGGGUUGACGGUUUUUGAUGACGGGAGGAAUCAGGUGGGGCCGAGCGAGGCUGUGAACGCUUAUUACUCAGCUGCUUUGUUGGGUUUGGCUUAUGGUGACGUGGAUCUUGUUGCGGUGGGUUCGACGAUUAUGUCGCUUGAGAUCCACGCUUCCAAAAUGUGGUGGCAGGUGAAAGAAAAUGACUCUAUAUACCCAAAAGAUUUCACGGCCAAGAAUCGUUUGGUUGGGGUAUUAUGGUCUACGAAGAGAGACAGUAGCCUAUGGUUCGGGGAUAGGGAGUGGAAAGAGUGUCGGCUUGGUCAACAGUUAUUACCGUUGAUUCCGGUUUCAGAAAUCCUCUUCUCCGAUGUGAAAUUCGUGAAGCAGCUAGUGAAGUGGACUUUGCCUGCGUUGAAGAGAGACGGCGUUAAAGAUGGCUGGAAAGGGUUUGUGUAUGCAUUGGAAAGUGUAUACGACAAAUAUGAAGCGUUAGAGAUGAUUCGAGGAUUACGUGAGUUCGAUGAUGGCAACUCUCUCAGUAAUCUAUUGUGGUGGGUUCACUCUAGAGACUAG